This is a messenger RNA of Alternaria alternata, 1559 nucleotides long. RefSeq names its product glycoside hydrolase. Lineage: Eukaryota; Fungi; Ascomycota; Dothideomycetes; Pleosporales; Pleosporaceae. The transcript has 4 exons. The coding region runs from base 242 to 1372 and encodes 376 amino acids. Gene Ontology annotation, biological process: carbohydrate metabolic process; chitin catabolic process. Gene Ontology annotation, molecular function: chitin binding; chitinase activity. The record is from RefSeq and is a predicted model, not a curated record. Gene Ontology annotation, cellular component: extracellular region.
UUCCUCAAUCAUCUUCCAAGUCGCACAGAUAAUCGGUACAUAUUGCUCCUGCCAUUGUAUUACAUGCACACCUAUCCGAUCCUCAUUACCAAGGCCAUACCUCAAGCCCUAACACGACAAAGAGCUUCCGAUAUCCGUUCAGCCUUCACCCUUUACGAUCCGGCUGCCGGCCUUUACCUGCAGGGUGUUCUGACGUGCAGGAAGCUAGCCACAGCUAAGCCAUAGCUUACGACGACCGAAAAUGAGCCGAGACUACUUCAACCCGCCUGGUCACGACACCACCUUUUCCACACCGCUGCAAGCUAUGUAUUGGAACGGAGUUUACUAUCCUAACUGGCGCAUCUAUCGCGAUCAGCCACCUGUAUCGCUGAACUACGAUGUCAUUUCGCAUGUCUUCUACGCCUUUGCCUGGGUAAAAGACGAUGGAACUGUAUAUCUAAGUGAUGAAUGGGCGGAUGCUCAAAUCGAUGUCCCAGGCACUGACGACAUUCCUGCAGCAAAAGGAUGUCUUAACUCUUUCGCCCUGUUGAAGCGAAAGUAUACCCGACUACGGGUUGUGUUAUCUGUUGGCGGUGGUGGGAAAGGCAGUGAGCCUUUCGCGGGUGUUGCUAGAGACCCUGCCUGCCGUGAGCGUUUUGCUCAGACAUCAUUGGCAUUGGUACAACAAUUUGGUAUUGAUGGCAUCGACAUCGACUGGGAACACCCUGCAGAUGCCAGCCAAGGCAGGGAUUACAUCGCUCUUCUGGCCACACUCCGUCAGUACUUGCCGGCGCCCCAAUACACCCUCUCCUCAGCACUUCCAGCAGGCGAAUGGGCCCUUCAGCAUAUCAACCUGGCGCACGCUUCGCAUUAUCUGGACAUGAUCAACCUCAUGGCUUAUGACUACAGCGGGCCUUGGGUGAAAAAGUGUGGUCAUCAAGCUCAACUAUUCACACCACACAUUCCGCACAGUCCCGAAGCCGCAAUAUCCUGCCACUCAGCUGUCUCCUACAUGAUGCAGCAAGGUGUCCCAAGACACAAGAUCGUCAUGGGGGUGCCAGCAUACGGCCGAAGUUUCACCGGAACCCGUGGUAUAGGUCACUCGUUCUCCGGGCAAGCAGGAGAGGAGGGCACCUUCGAGUACCGAGACUUGCCCCGUCCGGGUGCGGAAGAGCACGUAGACGAGCAGCUGGGCGCAGCCUACUGUAUUGGUGGUGACGGAGGGCUAGUCACAUACGAUACCCCGCAAACUGUCAGAAUGAAGGCCAACUAUGUGCGACAAAACGGACUAGGUGGACUCUUCUAUUGGACCGGUACAGGCGACGCAAGCUCGCUCACUCAGAAGGAUCGCAGUCUGGUGUAUAAUGGCUUCCUAGGUCUGUUCCCGCAAUAGAAGCUACGUGGCUGUAACUUGAGACUAUGUAGCAUCCAAACAUCUUGAUGCGUCCUGUUGUGUCUGAAAGCUGCUGUUUGUGCUCCGUGUGUGUUCGAUGGUGAUGUUGCCCUACGCAAGAGCUACUCUAGCGCGACGAGCUUGGACCCUCAGACCCUUGAUUGAGGGCUGGGGUGCGUGGGAUGUU